Aphanomyces astaci is the source of this 862-nucleotide messenger RNA. RefSeq lists its product as hypothetical. The transcript has 2 exons. The record is from RefSeq and is a predicted model, not a curated record. Gene Ontology annotation, biological process: protein dephosphorylation. Gene Ontology annotation, cellular component: nucleus. Gene Ontology annotation, molecular function: protein tyrosine phosphatase activity. NCBI's taxonomy places the organism in Eukaryota, Oomycota, Saprolegniomycetes, Saprolegniales, Verrucalvaceae. The coding region runs from base 299 to 820 and encodes 173 amino acids.
CAAGAGAAUUUGCUCGCCCGAGAACACCGCCGCCGCCGCUUAGCUUCUCCCGUUGCUAAGUCUGCCCGCUUUCGUCGUCUCCACAGCCUCCCCGUCCAAGCGAGCGUACACGCUCCCUACAAGACUGAAGAAACCCAUCUCCCGCAAGACAGACGUAGCUAAACUCGGUUUGGCCACUCGAAUUCCGCGCUAUUGAACACACCCGACAACGCCGAAAUUCGACCCAACCCCGCUUAUGGGAUAGCCCUCUGACACUUUACAGCAGACAGACGACGACUACACCUACUAUUCCGCGAAGAUGAUUGCUCCUACCAACAAGCCGUCGCACGUGCAACAUGAACACCUGUCGUUCCUCAUCUUGGACGCCCCUAACGACACCAACCUCCCGCUGUACAUCAAAGAGUUCAAAAAGUACCAAGUCACGGACAUUGUGCGUGCAUGCGAACCCACGUAUUCUCGCUCCACGGUGGAGACUGCCGGGUUCAAACUCCAUGAAAUGGAAUUCCCCGAUGGCGAACCUCCCAGUACCGAGAUCAUCAAUCAGUGGCUCGACUUGGUCGAAGCGACCUUCAAGGACAACGCGAAGCAAAACGCAGGCAACAACACGCAUGACAAGACGAUCGCCGUCCACUGCGUCGCCGGCCUUGGGCGCGCCCCUGUGCUGGUGGCCAUCGCUCUGAUCGAGAACGGACUGGACGUGAUCAACGCCGUGGAACAUAUUCGUCAAAGCCGUCGCGGGGCCAUCAACUUGCGCCAGCUCAAGUACCUCGAGAAGUACCAACCCAUCCGCAAGGACAAAGGCAAGUGCACCAUCAUGUAAACCCCAUGCCGACGAUAAGCUUAAUGCAUAUGCUGUCCAUCC